Colletotrichum destructivum is the source of this 1966-nucleotide messenger RNA. Its product is annotated as Putative major facilitator, sugar transporter, major facilitator superfamily. Lineage: Eukaryota; Fungi; Ascomycota; Sordariomycetes; Glomerellales; Glomerellaceae. Gene Ontology annotation, biological process: transmembrane transport. The transcript is spliced from 2 exons. Bases 194 to 1732 code for a protein of 512 amino acids. Gene Ontology annotation, molecular function: transmembrane transporter activity. Gene Ontology annotation, cellular component: membrane. The record is from RefSeq and is a predicted model, not a curated record.
UCCCACUUGACCUCUGUCAGUCGUGCCUCAUCCUCUUCGACUUCCCCUUCCACCUCUUCUUCCCUUACACCACUGUCCUCUCAUUGCCCUCAUCUACCUUCCUGGGCAGUAUUUGAGGAGUCUGUCUAGGCAGAUUCUGUAACUGUGUCACGCACGCACACAUAAACACACGCACGCACAUACGACAUCCAGCAUGUCGACACCAAACGCCCAGCCUGCCGACCCCAUCGCCAAGGGUGUCGUGGCCACGGCGAAGCAGUCCUUGAAGGACCUCUUCAUUUGGAAGCAGCGCACCGUCGUCGUCAGUCCUACGGGCGAGACGCACACGGAAUGGCAGGAUCCCGAUCCCAUCAAGAACCCCUUCAGCCUGAUGGCCCAGCUAGGGCCCCGCGACUGGCUCUUCUUCCUCUGCGGCUUCUGCGCUUGGACCGCCGAUGCCUUUGACUUCCACGCCCUCUCCAUCCAGACCACCAAGUUGGCCCAUUACUACGAUCGUUCCAAGACGGACAUCACCACCGCCAUCACCCUCACUCUUUUGCUCCGCUCCGUCGGCGCCGCCUUCUUCGGCCUGGCUGGUGACAAGUACGGCCGCAAGUGGCCCAUGGUUCUCAACAUGAUCAUCCUCGGCCUGCUCCAGAUCGCCACCAUCUACAGCACCACCUUCCAGCAGUUCUUGGCUGUGCGCAGCUUGUUCGGCCUCUUCAUGGGAGGUGUCUACGGCAACGCCAUUGCCAUGGCCCUCGAGCACUGCCCCUCCAACGCCCGUGGCCUCAUGUCCGGUAUCCUCCAACAGGGAUACUCUUUCGGCUACGUCCUCGCUGCCUGCGCCAACCUCGGCGUCGGUGGUGGUGUUGAGACGUGGAAGACGGUCUUCUGGAUCGCCGCCGGCAUCUCCAUCGCCGUCGGUCUCGUCCGCGUCUGCUUCCCCGAGUCGCAGCAGUUCCUCGAGGCCAAGGCUCGCGGAAAGAAGACGGCGUCCCCCGGCGCCUUCUGGAGAGAGACGAAGAAGAUGCUUGCCCAGGAGUGGAAGAUGUGCGUCUACUGCAUCAUCCUCAUGACGUGGUUCAACUUCUACUCGCACACGUCGCAAGACUCGUACACGACCUUCAUGAUUGCCCAGAAGGAGAUGGCCAAUGCCGGCGCGUCGCGCGCCUCGAUCCUGAUGAAAGCCGGCGCCUGCGUCGGUGGCACCAUCAUCGGCUACCUGUCGCAGUUCUUUGGCCGCCGCCGCGCCAUCAUCGCCUCGGCCAUCAUGUCGGCGUGCCUCAUCCCCGCCUGGAUCCUGCCCCAGGGCGAGCGUGCCCUCAGCGCCAGCGGCUUCUUCAUGCAGUUCUUCGUCCAGGGUGCCUGGGGUGUCAUUCCCAUCCACCUGAACGAGCUGUCGCCCCCGGCCUUCCGCUCGUCGUUCCCCGGUAUCACUUACCAAUUGGGUAACAUGAUCUCGUCGCCGUCGGCCCAGAUUGUUAACGCCAUCGCCGAGAAGACGUUCGUCACGGCCCCCUCAGGCCACAGUGUCGAGGCAUACGGCCCCGUUAUGGGCAUCGCCACCGCCAUCAUCGCAACAGGCAUUGUCAUCACGACCAUGUUCGGACCCGAGCGCCGCGGCCGUAGCUUCGAGCACGCCGUUGCUGGCGUCGAGGGCGAGAUGGCCGAGGCCAAGGAGAUUGACGACCACGACGAGGAGAAGGGCAGCAUCAAGGCCGCCAACGUCGAGGAUGCCGCACGCAAGUAGUGAUCCGAAGCAGUCGGUGACUGUACGGGGGGGACUAGAGGAGUCUAAUGAAAUUUUCUUGGAUACGCCCACAGGUGGGAUUUUGGAAGACGAACGAAACAGGCACAUGAGAAGGAGGGUUUAGCAAAGGAAAUGCCUAUCCGGAGGCCGGGGAGGCCGUCACAAUACCCAAGAGCAAAAGCGUCAUAGGCGCGAAAUGAAGCAUUAUUGAAUUGAAAUGAAUUGAAAAACAAC